AUGGCCGGCCGUGGCAAGGGCAAGACUGCUGGGAAGAAGGCUGUCAGCCGAAGCGCCAAGGCAGGACUCCAGUUCCCUGUAGGCCGCAUAGCCCGCUACCUCAAGAAGGGCAAGUACGCUGAGCGAAUCGGUGCGGGAGCACCCGUGUACCUCGCUGCUGUGCUGGAGUACCUGACUGCCGAGGUGCUGGAGCUCGCUGGCAAUGCCGCACGCGACAACAAGAAGAACCGCAUCGUUCCCCGCCACAUCCAACUUGCUAUCCGGAAUGAUGAGGAGCUGGGCAAGUUGCUGGGUGAUGUGACCAUCGCCGCUGGCGGUGUUCUGCCCAACAUCCAUGCUGUUUUACUGCCCAAGAAGACUAAGGGCAAGGCUGAGGACGGCUCUGCUGCUGUGUAA
Molecule: messenger RNA, 396 nt
Organism: Volvox carteri f. nagariensis
Lineage: Eukaryota; Viridiplantae; Chlorophyta; Chlorophyceae; Chlamydomonadales; Volvocaceae
Exons: 1
Coding region: 1-396 (131 amino acids)
Cellular component (GO): nucleosome
Molecular function (GO): DNA binding; structural constituent of chromatin; protein heterodimerization activity
Source: RefSeq, a predicted model, not a curated record